Microthlaspi erraticum is the source of this 297-nucleotide messenger RNA. Lineage: Eukaryota; Viridiplantae; Streptophyta; Magnoliopsida; Brassicales; Brassicaceae. The record is from the annotation of a GenBank genome assembly.
AUGAGGAGUAAGCCGACGCGAAUUAUGUUAGCCCAUAAUAAACUACGGAUGAAUUUCCAAAUGGACUGUGCUCAGCUGGUGAAGAUGGUGUCCAAACCGGCAGAGUGGCCAGCUUUUGAGAUUUUGCUUGAAGAAAUGGAGAAAUGCAGAAGGAUGUUCCAGGCGUUCUCCCUUACAUACAUCCCCAGAUCACAAAACACGAAGGCAGACAAGCUAGCACGGAGUGCUCGAGAUCAGCCUCAUAAUGUGUACUACAUCAACUCAAUUCCACCAACAUCGCUCCCCGAGCCGUUGUAG